Poecilia latipinna (sailfin molly) is the source of this 4436-nucleotide messenger RNA. RefSeq names its product dynactin 1b (gene dctn1b). The transcript has 31 exons. Gene Ontology annotation, cellular component: kinetochore; spindle pole; axon. Lineage: Eukaryota; Metazoa; Chordata; Actinopteri; Cyprinodontiformes; Poeciliidae. Gene Ontology annotation, biological process: establishment of mitotic spindle orientation; nuclear migration. The record is from RefSeq and is a predicted model, not a curated record. Bases 399 to 4232 code for a protein of 1277 amino acids.
UGACACAGUGCAGUGCAAGCCGCUCAGCUGAUGCAUUCACAGCCGAACCAAGCGUGGCUGCUUUGAGAUCUUCUUCUUUUCUUUUUUUUUUCUGCUCCCGUUUUCUUGGCUCGGCCAUUUAAAUCAUCUGAGGGCUGGAUCGGCUCGGAAACUUCCUGCUUCCUGGGAUGCGGUGAGAGAAGGUGGGAUCCUUGCGAGAAGACAGAACAGAAAAGAGAGAGAGAGAGGGAGAGAUGCUCCAGCAGCAUCUCUGAAUCUGAAUCUGAAUCCCCCUCCUCUCUCUCUCCCCACUACUACCACCACCUCCCGUCUAGCCGAUGCUCUCCUUAAUUUAAUAUCCCACUCCUUCAGUGAAGACAGGCAGUUUUUGUGGGGGUGACACUCAGCGACCGGUAAACAUGUCACAGACCAGAAGGAGCACAUACACCCGGACCACCAGCAGCGGCAGCAGCAGGAUGAGCUCGGACGGGGGCGGGCGGCCCGUCAAGGUGGGCUCCCUGGUGGAGGUGAUUGGCAAGGGGCAGCGCGGCACGGUGGCCUACAUCGGGAACACACUGUUCGCCUCCGGGAAGUGGGUGGGCGUCAUCCUGGACGAACCCAAGGGCAAGAACGACGGCACGGUGCAGGGCAAGCGCUACUUCACCUGCCAGGAGAACUACGGCAUUUUCGUCAGGCAGUCACAGAUCCAGCUGGUUGAUGACGGCGCCGACACCUCUCCGGAUACCCCCGAGCCAACCACUGGCAGGGUCCCCAAACGAGAGAUCCUGGAGUCGUCCAAGUCUGCCAAACUGCGAGGACUGAAGCCCAAAAAGGUGCAGCAUGUUUCCCUAAACUCGACUCCUGCAACCCGGAAGACCACGGCCAGAAGGCCCAAGCAACCCAGCCGACCUGCAGGCGGCGGAGGGAAGGGGGCCGCGUCCGGCUCGGCGUCGGCGUCGGCCGGCGAGAUGAGCAGCAGCGAGCCCAGCACGCCGGCGCAGACCCCGCUGGCUGCACCGGUCAUCCCGACCCUCCACUCUCCUGGAAACCUGCCGGCCCCUGGCCCCAGCAAGGAGGAGGAGGCCCUGCGGGCUCAGGUGAAGGACCUGGACGAGAAGCUGGAGACGCUGAAGAUGAAGCGAACGGAGGACAAAGCCAAGCUGAAGGAGCUGGAGAAGCACAAGAUCCAGCUGGAGCAGCUGCAGGAGUGGAAGACCAAGAUGCAGGAGCAGCAGGCAGAGCUGCAGAAACAACUCAAAGAGGCAAAAAGGGAGGCUAAGGAAGCCAUGGAGGCGAAGGAGCACUACAUGGAGGAGAUGUCAGACACGGCCGACGCCAUCGAGAUGGCCACUCUGGACAAGGAGAUGGCUGAGGAGCGAGCAGAGUCCCUACAGCUGGAGGUCGACUCUCUGAAGGAGAGAGUGGAGGAGCUCACCAUGGACAUGGAGAUCCUGAAGCACGAGAUUGAGGAAAAAGGUUCGGACGGCGCCGCCUCCAGUUAUCACGUGAAGCAGCUGGAAGAACAGAACAGCAGGUUAAAAGAAGCUCUGGUCAGGAUGCGUGACCUGUCAGCGUCGGAGAAGCAAGAACAUGUGAAGCUCCAGAAGCAGAUGGAGAAGAAAAACACGGAGCUCGACUCUCACAGAGGCCAGAAAGAAAAGCUGCAGGAGGAAAUGACGGCGGCGGAAAAGACGAUAGACGAGUUGAAAGAACAGGUGGAUGCAGCUUUGGGGGCAGAGGAGAUGGUGGAGACUCUGACGGAGAGAAACUUGGAUCUUGAGGAGAAAGUCCGGGAGCUGAGAGAGACGGUCACAGACCUGGAAGCUAUAAAUGAGAUGAACGAUGAGCUGCAGGAGAACGCCAGAGAAACGGAGCUGGAGCUCAGGGAGAUGUUGGACCUGGGAGCGGCCAGAGUCCGUGAGGCUGAGAAACGAGUCGAGGCGGCACAGGAGACCGUGGCGGAUUACCAGCAGACCAUCAAGAAGUACCGAGAGCUGACCGCUCACCUGCAGGAAGUGAACAGAGAGCUGACCAGCCAGCAGGAGGCCUCAGCGGAGCUGCAGCAGCAGCCGCCAGCAGAGAUGUUUGACUUCAAGAUUAAGUUUGCGGAGACAAAAGCUUACGCCAAGGCCAUCGAGAUGGAGCUGAGGAAGAUGGAGGUGGCUCAGGCCAACAGACACGUGUCUCUGCUGACCUCCUUUAUGCCUGAAUCCUUCCUUCGUCAUGGGGGAGACCAUGACUGCAUCCUGGUCCUGCUGCUCAUCCCCAGACUCAUUCACAAGGCUGAGCUGAUCAGCAAACAAGCGCAGGAGAAGUUUGACCUGAAUGAAAACUGUGUGGAGCGAGUCGGCCUGAAGGGCGGCGUCGGUGAGCAGCUGAGCUUCGCAGGCGGUCUCGUCUACUCCCUCAGCCUGCUGCAAGCCACUCUCCACAAAUACGAGCAAGCUUUGUCUCAGUGCAGCGUAGAGAUCUACAAGAAGGUGGGCUCUUUGUACCCAGAGAUGAGUGUUCAUGAGCGCUCUCUGGAUUUCCUCAUUGACCUGCUGCACAAAGACCAGCUGGACGAGACGGUCAACGUGGAGCCGCUCACCAAGGCCAUAAAAUACUAUCAGCACUUGUACAGCAUCCAUCUGGCAGAUCAGAGUGAGGACUGCACUAUGCAGCUGGCUGAUCACAUCAGAUUCACCCAGAGUGCCUUGGACUGCAUGGCAGUGGAGGUGGGCCGCCUGCGGGCGUUCCUGCACGCGGGUCAGGAGAAGGCUGACCUGGCCGUGCUGCUGAAGGAUUUGGAGACUUCCUGUAGCGACAUCAGGCAGUUCUGUAAGAAGAUUCGCCGCAGAAUGCCAGGAACAGAUGCACCCGGCAUCCCUGCCGCACUUAACUUCGGACCACAGGUGUCCGACACGCUCUCCGACUGCAGAAAACACCUGACCUGGGUGGUGGCGGUGCUGCAGGAAGUGGCCGCUGCUGGAGCUCAGAUGAUGUCUCCUCUCGGCGAACAGGACGGGCUGGCGGCAGUCAAACUGGAGGAUGUGGCGUUCAAGGCUGCAGAACAGAUCUAUGGAUCUCAGGGCGCCAACCCCUACGAGUGUCUGCGACAGUCCUGUAGCAUUGUCAUAGCAACCAUGAAUAAAAUGGCUACUGCCAUGCAGGAGGGGGAGUAUGACUCAGACAAGCCCCAAAGCAAGAACCCUCCACCGGUGGAUCUGCGAGCUGGAGCUCUUCGAGCCGAAAUCACAGACGCCGAAGGUCUGGGCCUGAAGCUGGAGGACAGAGAAACGGUCAUCAAAGAGCUGAAGAAGUCUCUAAAGAUCAAGGGAGAAGAGCUGAGCGAGGCGAACAUCCGUCUCAGUCUGCUGGAAAAGAAGCUGGACAGCUCGUCCAAAGACGCCGACGAGCGCGUCGAGAAGAUCCAGACCCGGCUGGACGAGGCCCAGACCCUGCUGAAGAAGAAGGAGAAGGAGUUCGAGGAGACCAUGGACGCCCUGCAGGCGGACAUCGACCAGCUGGAGUCCGAGAAAACGGAGCUGAAGCAGCGAAUCAACAGCCAGUCGAAGAUGACCGCGGACGGACUGAGAAGCAGCAGCCCGUCAGGAAUCGCUUCCAUGGUCUCAGGAAUAGCUGGAGAGGAACAAAAAGGCAACAUGAUGGCCGGAGUCGGCCCGGGCUCCGGCGUCCAGGUGAUUGACUCCCCCCUGCUGAGUCAGCAGAUUGAAGCCCAGCGGCUCUGCAUCAAACACCUGAAGAACGAGAACAACAGGCUGAAGGCGGAGAAGAUGCGCACCCAGCUCGCCUCUCUGCCACCGCUCAAUGUGACCAAGCUGCCCUCCAAGGAGGGACGACCCGAAGUGCUCUCCAGCGCCCUCUACCGCAAAACUGACCAGCUCCUGGAGACUUUGCUGCAGAUGAGCGCCAACGUCAAGGUGGUGGACGUCACUGGAAAAUCCCCGGUGACACCUAGUGCUCAGCUGCUGGAACAGACGGCACGUCUUCAGUCCCUGAGAGAGACUCUGGACAGACUGAAGGGUGAGGUAGCAGAGCAUGUCGUCAAUCUGCAGCCUGGAGCUCGAGUCUCGUCAGACUUUGCAACGUUCCCUUCAACCUCCUUUGUUAAGGCAACCGAAGAGAAGCACUCCGACACGGUGCUGGUGGGUCGAGUCCUGGUGCCGUGUCCCCGCGGUCAGGAGCAGGUCCACCGCCUCGUUCUGUCCCAGUCCCAGCUGCAGAGAGUCCACAGUCUCCUGCAGACCUAAAUGUUGCUUGACCCCUGUGAUCCCGCCCUCCUCCACCUGCUGCGGCACCACAAACACGCCACCAUCAGUUUCUGCUCCCUCCUCCACCUCCAAACCGAGAGGAAUCUACAGCCUUAAGUGGAAGGUUGAAUGCUGAAAACGGGGAGGUACCUUCAUGUUUGAGAUGUUAGCAGCUCUGUGUUACAAGUGACAUUUUUAAUCUCA